UCACACAUUACAAUAUUUUCCUCCUCUCUCCAAACUUUUCUGCUCGGCUCUGCCUGCAGUGUGAGCGGGCAGAGAGGAGGCUGUGAUGCUCUCUCUGCGGGGGAAACGCGCUGAGGAGGUACCGACACCGGAGGAGAUUUAUGUUUAAGGACUGCACCCCGGAGAGGAGAGGCUGCCCGGAGCCCGUCAGCAUGCGGCUCCUGUUGAGCCUCCUGUAUCCCGUCCUCCUCCUCACCGUCUUCGGAUUAUACCCCUCCAUGACUAUCGGCCCAAAGGAGGGAUGGCAGGUGUACAGCUCGGCUCAGGAUGCGGACGGUCGAUGUAUCUGCACUGUGGUGGCUCCAGAACAGAGUCUGUGCUCCAGAGACGCAAAGAGCAGACAGCUCCGCCAGCUGCUGGAGAAGGUGCAGAACAUGUCUCAGUCGAUCGAGGUGCUGAACCUGAGGACGCAGAGAGACUUCCAGUACGUCAUGAAGAUGGAGAACCAGAUGAAGGGCCUGAGGACCAAGUUCAGACAGAUCGAGGACGACAGGAAAUCCAUCAUGGCCCGAAACUUCCAGGAGCUGAAGGAGAAGAUGGACGAGCUGAAACCGCUGAUCCCCGUGCUGGAGCAGUACAAGAUGGACGCAGCGCUCAUCUCGCAGUUUAAGGAGGAGAUCAGGAACCUGUCAGCGGUGCUGACGGGGAUCCAGGAGGAGCUCGGAGCGUACGACUACGACGAGCUCUACAAGAGAGUUCUGAAACUGGACAGCCGGCUGCGCAGCUGUAUGGGCAAACUGACGUGUGGGAAAUUAAUGAAAAUCACUGGACCUGCGACAAUAAAGACAUCUGGAACCCGGUUUGGUGCAUGGAUGACUGAUCCUGUGGCAUCGACCAGAAACAACAGGGUCUGGUACAUGGACAGUUACACCAACAGUAAGAUUGUGCGCGAGUACAAGACAAUGGACGACUUCGUAGCAGGCGCUGUUUCCAGAACCUACAGCCUCCCAUUUAAGUGGGAGGGAACCAAUCACAUGGUCUACAACGGCUCGCUCUACUACAACAAGUACCAGAGCAACAUCAUCGUGAAGUACAGCUUCGAGUCAGGCAGCGUGUUGGCUCAGAGAGCGCUGGAGUUCGCCGGUUUUCACAACAUGUACCCAUACACCUGGGGAGGAUACUCAGACAUCGACGUCAUGGCGGACGAGCUGGGAAUGUGGGCCGUGUACGCGACCAAUCAGAACGCCGGAAACGUGGUGAUCUCUCAGAUCGACCCAGACACGCUGCAGGUCCUGAAGACGUGGAACACGGAGUACUCGAAGAGGAACGCGGGCGAGUCCUUCAUGAUCUGCGGUACGCUCUACAUCACUAACUCACACCUGUCAGGAGCCAAGGUGUACUACGCCUUCUCCACCAAGACAUCCACCUACGAGUACAUCGACAUCCCCUUCCACAACCAGUACUUCCACAUCUCCAUGCUCGACUACAACGCCAGAGAGCGGGCGCUGUACGCCUGGAACAACGGACACCAGGUGGUAUUUAACGUCACGCUGUUCCACGUCAUAAAAACGGACGAUGACUCUUAAACUUUUUAGACACACCUGGAGCUCCGUCCUUUGUGAUACCAGGAUCUCCUGAUUAACCGUGGCUCCUUUUCAAAUAUGGACCGCGGGAUCUUUACUCGCCACUUCUUGAACUUUUCUGAACCGUGGCUCUGCGUUCUCGUCUGGACUUAACAUGGACGCCACCGACUGAUACUAACACGUUGGACUCACGUUUCUUUGCUGCUGAUCCAGACUCUGCUUUGCCUUCUUUGCUCCGUGUUUGCUCUGCUAGCCAAGGGAAGCUUCUGCAUGAAAGUCCACUUUUUGUCUGCAAUGAUUUCUUAAUAUAUGUGUGCUUUUGUUGCAAAGAUCUGUGUUUUGCAUUUUUUGGGAUAUUUAAAAAUCUAUUCAAAGUAUUUAAACUCUUCUGCGUAUUCGCUUCCAUGAACUCCACUGAUGUACGAUAUAUGAACUUUCCUUCUUUUGAAUAACCGGCUGAUAAACUUUUGCUGUAACGUUCGUCUCUGUGAAAGAAAAUAUUUGUAUUUUUUAUAAAACUUAAGUCGUAGGAGAGAAUCUGUCAUUCAUAUUAAAUGAUUGUACAU
Labrus bergylta (ballan wrasse) is the source of this 2128-nucleotide messenger RNA. Lineage: Eukaryota; Metazoa; Chordata; Actinopteri; Labriformes; Labridae. The record is from RefSeq and is a predicted model, not a curated record.